GUCACGUGCAGUUUACGCUUCCAAUCCAACUGUAAUAACCGGUCUGACUGCAGAACAGGCAGCAGUUUUCAGGCUGAAACCUUGUCGUCCGGGGCCUCGAGUCUUGGCCAUGCUGAAGCCCGUGAGCGAGUGGAUUAAGCACAGUUUCCAGACGGUGGAGAAUGUGUCUUCGGACUCGCUGGAGCAGCUGCUGAAGGAGGACAGGGAUCGGGUGGUGCUGGUGGACGUACGGAGCCCUGGCGAGUUCGAGGUCAGUCACUUACAAGGAGCUGUUCGUGUUGAACCAGACAACACUGCCAUGGACAGCGUGAUCCAGCAAUUGGACUUGGGGCUGGCAGGUGGUGAGGAACUGAGAGAGAUCAUCUGCUACUGCACCACUGGCUAUCAGGCUGCACAUCUGGCUCAGAACCUCAACACCUUUUUGGAAAGUGAAUGCGGUCGAGGCUUGCGUGGACAGCUGAAAGUUUCUAACCUGGAAGGCGGGUUCCUGAAAUGGACCAGAGAGAACAGGGCUAUAGUGGACAGCAGCAACCAGCCCACGACCUUGGUUCACCCCUAUAAUGAGCUGUGGGUAGAGCUGCUAAAGGCUGAAUUUAAGGCUCCUGUCUAACCCCGGGAGCGGAACGAGAAUAACAUGUGUUUAUACCGAGCCCAUCAUGUAACUUUCAGCGACUCAAAGCGCUUUAUAAUAUAAUUGAUUCAAAAUGAAGUGAAAUUAAUUCUACAGGCAAACACAGCUGCUAACCUGUCGAUCACAAACCGCGAUGAAGUGAAUGGUUAUUUUUUUUUCUGGGGGAAUUGUUGGCCACGACUUUGGGAGAGAGAAAAACUCCCUUCUCUUUUCAAGUAGUGUUGCGGGAUCUUUAGCGUCCACCUGAACAGGCAGACUGGACUUCGGUUAACUGCAGUGUUCCGCCUCAGCACCUCACCAGAGUGUCAGCCUGGACUUUGAGUUCAUAAUCCCACAACUUUGCUUUCUGAUUACAAAAAGAAACAUGCCACAAGAUAAAUCAGAUAGCUAAGUGCUGAUUUACUGUCAUAAAAGACCGAGCACAUAAAUGACUAUUAACAGCCUAUGAUAGAUCGCAUUGACAUUGAUUAAUCAAACUUAAGUCUGUUUGCCAACGAUCAAUUUAAGUCUCUGAGACACAUGGAGAGUUCACCUGUCUCCACGACAGAAUAGGUCAAUGCUCUUGUUAACCUGAUCUGCAUUGUUGAGUAUGGUGAUGGU
Callorhinchus milii (elephant shark) is the source of this 1231-nucleotide messenger RNA. RefSeq lists its product as uncharacterized. NCBI's taxonomy places the organism in Eukaryota, Metazoa, Chordata, Chondrichthyes, Chimaeriformes, Callorhinchidae. The transcript is spliced from 3 exons. Bases 110 to 610 code for a protein of 166 amino acids. The record is from RefSeq and is a predicted model, not a curated record.